AUUCUCCUCACGCUUUUAUAUUUUAAUAAAUAAAUUACCUUCCUAAUUCUAGUUUCCUAACCCCUAUAUAAACCCAUCACUUCGAUCCCCUCUUAACUCAUUGCAAGUGUACAGAGCUUCAAACAUGGGUCGCUGGUUACCUCUCCUCUCCCUACUACUCGUUGCCGCAGCAGCAACUGCACAUGCAACUUCACCUGCACAAGUUUAUUGGCGUUCCAUCCUACCUAACACUCCUAUGCCAAGCGCCAUUAGCAACCUCCUAAGCUCUCAAACGGCGGCCGGGGAGAAAGCCGCGACCUCGGUCAGCGUGGGGAAGGGAGUGGGCGUCCACGUGUAUCCGGGGAAGCGCAAGCCAACGACGAACGUCCACGUCGGCCCCAGAUGGGCCGGGGUCAGCGUGGGCCCCGCCGCCUUCGAUACUGACGACAACCGUAAUUACGCCGCCUCCGUUACUGACAGGGCGACGUUUAAUUACGCCGCCUCCCAUACCCAGCUCCGCGGCGACCUCAGCGUCGCACCCUUCUUCCUGGAAAAGGACCUCCCCCCCGGGAAGAAGAUGACCCUCUACUUCCCGGAACUCACCUUCGCCCCCGCUUUCCUCCCCAGGAAAGAAGCCGACUCGAUCCCGUUCUCCGUCGAGAAGCUUCCGGAAGUCCUCGGCCGGUUUGCGAUCCAGCCGGACUCCAUCGAGGCCCAGUGGAUGAGGAAGACGGCCAGAGAUUGCGAGGCGCCGGCGAUGAAGGGGGAGAAGAAGUUCUGCGCCACGUCACUCGAGUCCAUGGUCGACUUCAGCACGUCGAGCCUCGGGACGCGCGACGUGCGGGCCGUGUCGACCAUUGUCGCUAAGAAGGGUGCUCCGAAGCAGGAGUACACAAUCGUAUCGUCCGGCGUCCGUAAACUGGCCGGGAGUGAUGGGGUGGUGUGCCACAUGGAGGCAUACGCGUACGCGGUCUUCUACUGCCACAUGGUGGGAUCGACGAGGGCGUACAUGGUGAAGAUGGUCGGGAAAGACGGGGCGGCGGUGGACGCGGUGGCGGUUUGCCACGCGGACACGGCGGCGUGGAACCCGAAACACCUGGCUUUCCAGGUGCUCAAGGUGAAGCCCGGGACUGUGCCCAUUUGCCACUUCCUCCUGCAAGACCAUGUUGUGUGGACCCGCCGCACUUAGGAGGAUGCACGUACGUAUGUACAGGGUUGUGGAUUGAGAGAGAGAGAGAAAAUAAGAGAGAGACGUACGUGAUGUGGUGUGAACUAGUAUACCGAUCCAUAUAUAUAUAUAUAUAUAUAUAUGGAUUGGUGUAUGUUAUAAAUGUUUAAUUGUCGUGUGAACAUGGAGUCUCUCUACCUUGGGGUCUAUUUAUGAUGUAGAUGUGGUGAAGAUGUAGAAUAUAUGUAUGAACGUGGAGUCUCUGUACGUUGGGGUCUAUGUAUGAUAUAUAUAUGAUGUAGAAUAAAAAAGGCAGUGCAGAGCUGUUUUCAUA
Molecule: messenger RNA, 1481 nt
Organism: Ananas comosus (pineapple)
Lineage: Eukaryota; Viridiplantae; Streptophyta; Magnoliopsida; Poales; Bromeliaceae
Product: BURP domain-containing protein 3-like
Exons: 4
Coding region: 125-1168 (347 amino acids)
Source: RefSeq, a predicted model, not a curated record